This is a messenger RNA of Camponotus floridanus (Florida carpenter ant), 2112 nucleotides long. It is a transcript of the gene CDK2AP1, whose product is annotated as shootin-1. Gene Ontology annotation, cellular component: nucleus; cytoplasm. The record is from RefSeq and is a predicted model, not a curated record. Bases 566 to 1792 code for a protein of 408 amino acids. The transcript has 2 exons. NCBI's taxonomy places the organism in Eukaryota, Metazoa, Arthropoda, Insecta, Hymenoptera, Formicidae.
AAUGGAGCCGGAGGAUUCGGCGACGCAUACGUUGGACGAGUCUGGCCAUGUGCGCACAAUUUCGAACGUAAAAUCUCCCGCAUCGCCAGGUUCUUUCUCGCCGCGCCGCGCAUUCCGGUCCGCCGUUUGUCGCCGUUUUUAUUUCUCGAUCGCGAAAUCGCUGUUCCGCGCAUCGUUAAUCCGUGCGAUUUAAUCGAGACAUAUCGAGUCUUGCUGUUACAAGUUUCGACGACGAUGAUAUCGUCGACUUUCAGCAGUAAUCCUCCUCUUUCCGAUUAAACAGGUGGAUUCCCGAUUUUCGAGGCUACUCUCCAAUUUGUGGCGUAUAUAGAUAAAUGGACAAUUGUAAUCCAACUGCCAGAUAUAUACGAGUCGAGGGGAAAUAUUAGAGGGGCUCGACCGAGGGACUCGAAUGCCCCGAAAUAUUUGAGAGAUUGUUUUGUAAUUCGAUAAAAAAUGACAAGUCGCGCAAGGGACACGUUCGCCGCCACUUGUAUUUGCGCGUUAUGCCCAGUGCCCGGAGAAAAUGUUAGGUUAAGACAGUGAGGGAAAUGCGAGUUUAUAGAUGUCAGAAACUGGAGAGGAACGUGCUGUUAGAUUGUAUACGACUGUGGAGAUAAUGAAGAACGCCAGAGCUAAGGAAACCGAGGAGCAAGCGGCACUGAGGAGAAUGCAAGAGGCUCAGCGAAUGGCUAGGCAUCGUGCCAAAAAAAAGCGUUGUCUGGACGAGAAUCUUGCGAGGGAGAUUUCCAAAAUUGCGGAACUGUCCAAGAUGCCUCCUCCGGAUCCCGCGACGAUAGCCCAAAUGUCCGAGAUGAAUAUGAAUAAAAUAUCCGCGGAAUUGAAGCAAAUGAUGGAAAGGGGAAAAGUACCUGAGCAUAUAGUUCAAAUGGCUCAACUGGCAGAGUUUAGCAAAAUGAAUUCCGAAUUAAAUAAGAUGUCGCAGGAUAUGGCGAAGAGAUACGAAAUGGAAAAGAUGGCGGAAUACGCCAAGACUACGGAAUACAUGAAGAUGCAGGAGAUCGCCAAGAUGAGCGAGAUGGUGAAACUUUCCGAGAUGGCCAAGUACAAUGACAUUAACAAAAUCAACGAAAUGGCCAAGAUGAACGAGAUGAUGAAAAUGUCGCAAAUGGCCAAGAUCAACGAGGUGCAGCGAAUGAACGAAUUGGCAAAGUUAAACGAAAUGGUAAAGAUGACGGAAAUGGCCAAAUACACGAAUAACGACAUAACGAAGUUGAACGAGAUCGCUCAAAUCAGCGAGAUGGCGAAGGAGAUUGCAAAAAUGAACGAAAAGACAAAGAUGAACGAGAUGAUGAAGAUGCAGACGAAUAUGCAGAACGAUAUCGCCAAGAUAUCGCCCGAGUACUCGAAGAUGGCGAGCGAGAUGGCGAAGCUAACGGAGCUGGCCAAACUGAACGAGAUAACCAUCACGAAGCUGAACGAUCCGCCGACGUUGCCCAAGCUGUCGGAGAUUCAACCGCCGCCGCCGCCGCCACCUCCGCCACGUAUCCCCGAACCUGUGAUCACCGUGCCAAAUCCCAGAAAUCUGCAGAAUGUGCAAACUGUGCAAGUGGCGCAGGCCAGCCCGUCCAGCAUGAUCAAUUUUCCGACCGUGCCUGGUCAAAAUAAUUACGGUAAAUUGUUGAUGAUUAUCGAGGAGCUCGGCAGGGACAUUCGUCUCUCGUACGCGGGCAGCCGCAGCGCCGCCGAGAGAUUGAAGAACGGCAUUCAGCAGGCUAGAGUCGCCGUGCGGGAUUGCUUGCUGGAGACGCAGCACAACGCGCAACAAUGAUUUGUCGCCGAGUUGGCCAGCGACUAGAGUACUUUUAGCCUUUUAUUAUUUCACGAGAUGUUGCUUUGUACGAAUAGAUUAGAUUUCGACUCUGGAUUUGUGCGUCGAAGCGUAUCUAUAUACGCAUAUAGAUGGAGCAUCCUGUUUAUUGGAUAAAGAAUCGCUACUUUCUUCGCUCCAUCUUGCAAUGUGGCUCUAAGGUGGAGCGCCUCCGCUCCGUGCUCGAUCCAUAUACGUAUUUUAUGGAAACUGUGCGUGGCUGAGAACUUUCUCUCUACUUUUAAGUUGCAAUUUAAUACAUAGAAAGUACUUUAAAUAAA